Messenger RNA from Cladophialophora immunda, 1662 nucleotides. RefSeq lists its product as uncharacterized. Gene Ontology annotation, cellular component: cytoplasm; elongator holoenzyme complex; transcription elongation factor complex. The coding region runs from base 1 to 1167 and encodes 388 amino acids. Gene Ontology annotation, biological process: tRNA wobble uridine modification. The transcript is spliced from 2 exons. The record is from RefSeq and is a predicted model, not a curated record. Lineage: Eukaryota; Fungi; Ascomycota; Eurotiomycetes; Chaetothyriales; Herpotrichiellaceae.
AUGUCCUUCCGUAAGCGCAAUGUAGGCCUCUCAGGCUCUACAAGGCCCGGAGGCUCUGCGCAACCCAGCAGCAAAGACCGAGCUCAGCUGCCUGGAGUGCGGGCUUCCCCAGUGGACGGCCGACCGACGACUUCUACUGGCACCGCGAGCCUCGACGCCCUCCUGGCGGGACACUCCGGUCUCGCCCUCGGCAGUACCAUCCUGAUUGAAGAAAGCGGGACGACAGAUUACGCGGGCGCUCUUCUCAGGUUCUAUGCCGCAGAGGGCCUUCUCCAAGGUCACCAUGUCCACGUCGUUGCGCUACCGGAACAGUGGGGUCGCGAAUUGCCAGGCGUCGUUGGUGAAAGCGAGAAGAGAGAGACACCCGCUGAAACGGAGAAGAUGAAGAUCGCGUGGAGAUACGAGAGCCUGGGACAAUUCGGUGCAGGCGCACCUGCAAGAGAACGUCCUCAGUCAACUGCAGGCCAGACAGGUCCAGAUGGAGUAUCAGCCCAGCGACCACCUGCUGCGUUCUGCCAUACCUUCGACCUGACGAAGCGACUCGUUCACCCGGCCUCGUCCAAAAUGGAUUUCAUCCAGCUAGACAUGAAUCCAACGCGUUCACCCUUUGUACCUAUUCUCGAACGGCUGAAUGCUUCUGUCGUGAACUCCGCACCGGACACAGUUCACCGCAUUGUCAUCCCAUCGCUGCUCUCACCGGCCCUUUAUCCGCCCUGGUCGAGUCAACCGCAGAAUAUCCUCCAGUUCCUGCAUAGUCUUCGUGCACUGUUCGCGGCCCAUCCGGGUCGGCUGACGGCAAUUAUGUCGCUACCACUGUCACUCUACCCCAGGUCAUCUGGACUGGUUCGGUGGAUCGAGCUACUGAACGACGGCGUCCUCGAACUGUCUCCGUUUCCGCAUUCGGCCGAGGGAGACGCAGCGCCUUCUCGUGGUCCCGCUGGUGCAGCUGAAGAGCCUCCCCAGGGCUUGUUGCAAGUACAUCGUCUCCCGAUGCUUCAUGAUCGUGGCAGCGGGGUUGGCACGCCUGAGACCGACUGGACCUUCACAUUGAGCCGGAGGAAAUUCACGAUCAAGCCCUUCAAUCUGCCACCCGUCGAGGGCGACACAGGUGCUCAACAGGCUGCGGGGCCCGAGCAAAAGGGAAAGAAGGCUGACAUGGAGUUCUAAAUAUUGUCAUAGACAGGAUUCAUACGUCAUCGUCGUCAGGAUACGGUCCUUGUGCAUUGAGCAUGGUCUCCAGCUCAAUAUGCUCUGAGGAUGAAGGACCUGGAUUGGUCAUGGUUCGAAAAUAGGUACGGUCAUAGGAGCCAUGGCGCGAGUUGAUGGUGAAACCGGACACCCGCGCCCGAAAUCGUUCGCCCAAGCACGACGAGAGAGCAAGAAAUGCUGUUCCAUCACACUUCAGCACGGAUCGUAAGCAGACUUCAGUCAGCACGUACCUAUGAAGAAGAGCAAAGGGACAAAUAGGAGCAACGACAACAGUGCGAGAAUGCCCAUUAUCGAAGUCUUGCUCCUCGAACGAAGAUUCAGACCGCGAUGGCACCUUUCACGACAAGCAGAGAGGCGAGAAGAAUAAGUAAAGGAGGCGAGUGAUGGUGACACGACUCGUCAUCAGGAGGUUGGUUGGCACUACUAAAUACUUGGGUCUGACAGGUGCAUGGC